Corticium candelabrum is the source of this 2844-nucleotide messenger RNA. RefSeq names its product enolase-phosphatase E1-like. Lineage: Eukaryota; Metazoa; Porifera; Homoscleromorpha; Homosclerophorida; Plakinidae. Bases 204 to 2762 code for a protein of 852 amino acids. Gene Ontology annotation, molecular function: opioid growth factor receptor activity. Gene Ontology annotation, cellular component: membrane. The transcript has 9 exons. The record is from RefSeq and is a predicted model, not a curated record.
UCCGUUUUCGCUAUCGACAUAGCAGCGGUUUCCUUUGGAUUUACCUUUGAGUCAAGAUUGACAGAAGACAGAAGAGUCUGAUAGUUCUAUUAUCAUCCUACACUUCGUUUACGUUUGUGUCGACUGUCUGACUUGUUCUGUCACCUGAAAAGGUGUCGGAUAAAUUAUUACUCGUUCUAGCCGGCAGUAAAGGGUGACUAAAAAUGGACUCUGAGAAAAGUGCUUUCGACGGUGUAGCGAAGGCGACUGGGACAGGUUUGGAGACAGAGUGUGCGCCCAGCGUACAGUCGGACACGCCCACUUUGUGUGACCCCACCCGGAUGUCGACAUCUGACGUCACAGGACGCAGCCUCAAUGAUGAUACGACGUCAAAUAGUGAAGCUACACAAGACGGGGAGAGACUUAUGGAGACAGAUGCUGCAGUUGAAGCUGCAACAGAUGAUCACAAUCGAAGUGAUGAGAAAACAAAUGUCUCAGUUGUCAACAUUGAGGCGGAAGAUGGUAGAGAAAUGAAGGCUACUGAUGGUCAUGCACGUGAUAGCGAGGACCACGAGGCAACAACCACUGAACCCGGAAACGUCGAGUCAGAGACUUCAUCAGAGAUUGAAAGAAAAGAGGAGACUGUUGUCAAUGAGACAGUAGAUAUGGAUAGUAACACCAGUGAGGGUACCGACAGGCAAACGUCUGAACCAGAGCCACGUUUAGGGACAGAAACUGGACACAGCGAUGUCAAGGAAACUAAGCCUGUAGACAAUACUAUGAAUGUUGAGAGCAUUAGCAGCAAGUUGGAUACCGUUGAGCCCAAAGAGAGUGAACCGGAGCCGAAAGUGGGUGUUGACAAUGGAGAUGAUAAGAUGGAAACGAUGGCAGGAGACGAUGUCAUGAAUACGAAGAGCAAUGCCACUGCCAGUGAGCAGGAUAAGUCUGACUCAGAAGCAGAGCCACGUUUAUGUACAGAUGAGAGACAGGAUGAAUUGGAGGAAAAGACGCUGGGAGAGGAUGCUAUGGAAGUUGAAACCAGCAGUGAGCCCAGGGACGCUAAUCUACAAACGGCCGAGCCACAGCUGACAACAGGCAUCAAAACUGGAGAUGAUAGUAGCAAAACGUUGCCAACGGAUGAGCCGAUGGAUGAUGAGAGUAAUGUCAGUGAUUCUAUGGCCUCUGUGGCAAUGAUGACCGAGACUGAGACGGCUGUGGGGACUACAACUGGACUUGAUGGUGUGAAGGAAACGAUGCCACCGCUCGUUGCUAUGGAAAUUGGGCACAGUGAUGAUGAGCCUAUUGCAGGUGGUCAAAACGAGAAGGAUACAUUGGCCAGUGAAUUGGAAUCAGACGCAAACACACACAGUGAGCCACCUGUAGAUGAACCAAAGCAGGACGGCUUGGCUAGUAGUGAUGUCAUAGCAAGAAGUGAUCAUAACGAUCAAGAUAUCGAGGCUAAUACAGAAACAAGAAAUAUUAAUGGGGAGGAAAUUGAUAAACCAAGUGGCAUGAUUGCAGAGAAAGAAGCUGAUCUAGAACAUGAUGUGAAAAGCUCAGAAACAAGUGGGCGCGUCGAAGUAGCUUGUACUGAUUCUUCUGGUACGGAUGAAGUCAAGCCUCCAGCAUCAUCAGAGACAUUGAAAGACAAAGCAGUAGGAGACAAAGAAUGUCAACAGGAAAGUGCAACCUGUGACGAUGAAAAGGAAGCAAAGAAAAGUGCAACCUGUGACGAUGAAGAGGAAGAACAGGAACUACCAGAUACAGACAUAGCAAAUGAUGAAUCUGAAGGUGGUUUGUGUGACCCAUACAUGAAAGGUGAUGCUAAGAAUGAUGAUGAACGUAAAGGUCUGACAACGCGCAUUGCUGGGGAUGAGAGAGAUGAGGGAGAACUGCAAAAGCAAGAAAAGAAUCAAAGCAAUGCAGAGGCAGUUGGAGGUCCAGAUGGACAAACAAAUGGUUAUAGCCCAAACAUAAUUUCAGACACUACAGUGGACAAAGAUGAAGAUGAACAAGAACAGGAUGAUCCUGAGUCAGGUGAUGAGGGUGCCAAAAAAACCGAUUUGAGCAAUAGUGAUGAUGAUGGCUGGGGAAGACCAUGGAGAAAUAGUUCUGUUCCAAAACCCACUAAACAGCGAUCUUGGUGGACGACUGCCGACACGGAUGACUAUCUUACUGGAUAUCCAGGGAAGGAAGACUACCCACAACUGAAAGACAACCUCGACUUCUACCAGAACAAAAUACCAUCCGUUCCUAAUGGUGAUUACAUAGACGUAAUACAUAAGAAAUGGUGGGGUAAGUAUGACAAGCUGGAGCAACACCACAGUUAUAUUCAAUGGUUGUUUCCAAUACGCGAGACUGGCUUGAACUGGCAGGCACAGGAAUUGCAGCUUCACGAAGCAGAGGCUAUCUGUCAAGACAAAGUAGCUCACGCUCGAGUAUUGAAGUCGUACGAAAUGAUGCUUGAUUUCUACGGCAUGAAGCUGGAGGACAAGAAAACAGGAAAGAUCAGCAGAGCAAAGAACUGGAAAGGAAGAUAUGCAAACUUGAACAGGUCGAUGCACAAUUACCUGCGAAUCACUCGGAUACUGAAGUGUCUUGGUGAGCUGGACUAUGAGCACCUGAAGUUUCCUUUCGUUCAAUUUUGCAUCCAGGAGGCAUUCGAAACGGGCGCACUUCGUAAUGUGGCCAGGAGCUGUAAAGACUACUGGAUCUAUGUUAUCAAGGAUGAUAGGAAGCGAGGUGAACUGGAGGAUCUAGUGACUGCACUAUCGAGCUCGUAGAUUGAAUGGACAAUUGCAAUAGAGGUACAUGUGUAUUGUCAUAGGUUGUGGAAUUGUAUAUGAAAGGUAGGGAAAUAUCCAA